Molecule: messenger RNA, 828 nt
Organism: Durusdinium trenchii
Lineage: Eukaryota; Dinophyceae; Suessiales; Symbiodiniaceae
Source: the annotation of a GenBank genome assembly
AUGAUUCUUGCCAAUGACCAUGAAAGAAGUCCAGACUAUGUCUCCAUUGACGAGAUUCGCAUCAAGAAGACUCAGAAUGGAGCUCCGAAGAAUAGAGUUUCAUUGCUCUUUGGGGAGCACAGCCGGGAGCUGAUUGGUCCAGAGACAGGGCUUAUGCUCCUGAAAAUGCUGUGCGGAGAGAUAGAAGAAAAGUUAUUAGACGAAGCGCUGAAAGAUUCCGAGUUUCAGCUGAUCCUCAAUGCCAAUCCGGUUUCUCGAGCUCGUGUGGAAGCAGGGGAAUAUUGUUUACGUGAAAACCCCCACGGCGUGGACUUGAAUCGCAACUGGGAUGAGAAAUGGAACUUGGGCUCUACAGCUUCCAGCGACAACCAAUUCCAUGGUCAGCGACCUUUCAGUGAGCCCGAAACGCAGCUGGUUCGGGACCUGAUCACUGGCUUUCAGCCGACCACUUUUCUCUCAGUGCACAGCGGCACCCUGGGUAUGUACAUGCCUUGGGCUUAUGACAGUCAGCACCUGGCAAAGCGGAACCGCGGCCCCAUGCUCUCUGUCUUGGAGGAAUUAGAUUCAAGUCAUUGCAAGUGUCCCUUCGGGGCAGCUGGAAAGGAGGUCGGCUACGACUGCCCUGGCACCAGCUUUGAUUGGGUGUACGACCACCUAAAGGCACCGUUCUCCUUUGCUUGGGAGAUCUAUGCGGACCCCCUUGAGAGGGAGGGCUUGAGGAGGAGGUGGGAAGAGAAGGUUGCCAGCAUGCAGACCUCUGAGCAUCCAAGCAACUCAGUCGCCUUUCACAGUGAACUCAAUCGACUUUGUCUCGACACAGGGAACUGA